Molecule: messenger RNA, 2605 nt
Organism: Spodoptera frugiperda (fall armyworm)
Lineage: Eukaryota; Metazoa; Arthropoda; Insecta; Lepidoptera; Noctuidae
Exons: 12
Coding region: 502-2439 (645 amino acids)
Source: RefSeq, a predicted model, not a curated record
CCCCUACAUAUCCCAAGGAACCUACAUUCCAAAUUUCAGCUGUCUACGACCAGUAGUUUCGACUGUGCGUUGUCUGUCAGUCAGUCAGUCAGUCACUCAGUAACGGAAGAGUUUUAUAUAUUUAUAUAGAUGUAGUCUAUACCUUCCUCGAUAAAUGCAUUAUCCAACACAAAAAGAAUUAUUAAAUUCGGACCAGUAGUGUCAAAGAUUAGCGCGUUCAAACAAACAAACAAACUCUUCAGCUUUAUAAUAUUAGUAUAGAUUGUAUAAUGGUGUAAAUGGUAAUUGUGUCGGAUGGAAUUGUGCCUGCUAACUAAUUCGUGUUGUCGGGUGUACAUGCAACUAUUAAUAAAUCCUUUAGGCGACCAAUUGACCAGGAAAACCGAAUCUAAAUAUUUUGUAGAAAUUUAUUUUCUGUUUCCAUAUUUGUUAAGUACGGUGACUGCUGUAUUCCAGUAAUUUAUAUCAUUCCGACAUUAAUCGUUGACGUGUAGUGCCAGUAUGAGGUGUAAAAUUAAUAAAUGUGUAAAAGUAUUGAUUUUUUUCAUAAUAUCAAUAUUACAAUGUGAUACUACAGUUGGUGUUGAUAUUACGUUUAAAAUUGAAAUGUAUAAAGUACUUGGAAAGCUGAAGCCGAUGUGCGAUCAUGACAUACAAGAUAUGAAAAGCUAUACAGUUAAGGAAGGGGAACAUAUCAUAAUUAAGACGAUCUACGACAAAACAAUUCAAGAUGCAUGGUGUUAUAGUAAAUACACUGAUUAUAUAUUUAGAAGUAAAAGCCAGAAUGUUUACCGGAAUGAAUCAAUUUAUAAAGCGGGCAAAGAAAUGGGAACGGUAUGGGAGUGUAGUUUUAUUUCUUUGAAGACAGCUUCAAAUAUACCCAAGAAAAUAUUGUAUGCCAAUGGAUAUGACACUUACGCAACAUUUAUUUGUACCAUGCACAUCCACGUUCGACGAGAGAAGGCUCCUAUGGUAAUCCUCGUUAACAAUAUGGAGAUGGCACUAGAACAAACACAAUUGUCGGAUGAAGAAGCCGACUUUACUGCCAUCUACCAUUAUAAAGUUGGAGACAAAGUAAACAUUACUUGCGUGACUGAAAACUACAAUGAGCAUGAUACAAUUAGCAUGCAAAGUCCUAAUGUUGGCAAACUAACCCAUCCGGAUUUACAAUCAAGCAGAAGGCUUGGUAUUAAAACGACGUUGACUUCAUUGCAUGAUGGCAAAUACCAUUUGUUCACACUCAAAAAUCAGUCAGAUUAUACCUCAGUAAGACUAAGAUUCAUUGAAACAAGGGAUGAUCCAUUGAAUAUUACAAUAAAUGGAAUACUAAUGCGACCACAACUUAAUAACAUAAUCAACAAUCAAUACACAAUAACCUACGUACACAAGAGCAAUAGUAGAAUAGAUGUCAUUUGUGAAACCUCUCCAAAUUACAAACUACUUAUUUUGAAUAAAGCGUUUAGGGGUAUCAGAUACUAUCAGUAUGAAUUACCACCCGAACAAAAAAUUAACAUACAUUUUACUCCGCCACCAAAUAAAACUCAAAACUUCAGAUGUUCCGCAAAUAAUAGACACGGGUAUGUCGCACAGGCUUGUGAUAUAAUGAUUAAAUCUGACGAUAAAUUACUGAAUGAUAAUAAAAUAAUGGAAAUGGUGUUACCAGCAAACCGGACCGUGUUGGAAGUAUCCAAUGAAACGUUGCAGGUUAUCUACUACGAGGUCGAUGCUGACGAAGAUUUGGAAAUAAAAUGUUCUGUACGCAAGCGACAACUUAAUGUGGUGUACAUGCACUUCCAAAAUAAUCAUACAACUGAUGAAAAUAUGAUUUCCAAAAUAGUUACAUUGAAAUAUGGUUCUACGAACCCUCCAGUUAUAUGCUAUUUAAGAGAUCAGGUGAACGACGUACGGUCUAUAAAUCGUGAUGAAAUAAUGUAUCAGAUUGAAGUGAGAUUUGUAAAUAAAGAUGUUUCUCCUCGACUUGGCGGGGGCACUGCCGUGUCCCCAGAUUUAACAUUUGAACCUGAUCCUACUACUACUAUUGCAAACCAGGAAACGCAUACGUCGAACCUACUCAUAUUUGCAUGUAUUCCUGGUCUUGUAUUAACGAUCACUGUUGUGGGCAUAGUCUACUGGCGUAAAAGAACGCAAAGACCAAAAAAUACUUGUAAUACUGAGGCACCUUGCAAUGGUGUUAAAGAAGACAAUGAAAUGACUCCAAUACCUGAAUCGAUGUACGACUCAUGUUCCAGUGAAAAUUCCACUAUACAACCAAAUAAUGACGUUCCGAAAAGUCCAGACUGUUCUGACCCCAAUUACCAACACUACGAGAAAGUAAAUUAUUUGCAAUGCAAGCCAAAAUCAAGUGAACCUCAACAGCGAUCGAGCAAAAUGUAUAAUGUAGCUUAUGAUCAUUUUAGAAGUUGUGUCAGUGGGAAAUAGUUUCGUAAUCAAUAAACUGCGUUUAAAAAAUCGACUUUGACCACCAUUUUUAUACAGGGUGUCCCUGAAAUCGACGUCCAACGGGCACUAGAUGAUCAGCAAGGUUCCAACUGUUAUCAGAAAAAUAUAAAAAAAAAUCUAAGUCCUACAGUUUUUAAAUUACUGU